AUGAUGCUGCUGAUGGAUGGUGGCCGGUGGAAGGCCGGGCCCGUCCCGGGCGGGGGCGUCUGGCUGUUGGGGCCUGUGGCCACCAGAGGGCGCGCGCCCCCGCUCGGGCCGCCGCUUCCCGGGAAGCCCCGCGCCGCCCCAGCACCGACACCGACACCGACACCGACCCCGACCCCGACCCCGACCCGCCGCCACCAGCACCGGCUGCAGGACCGGCUGCAGGACCGGCACCACGACCGGCACCACCACCAGCAGCAGGACCAGGACCAGCCCAACACCAACCAGGCCCGGGCAGAGGGGCAGGGGGCGCGGAGCACGGAAGGGCAGGACGGUGACGGUGAGUGGCCGCCGGUGCCGGGCCGGAGUCAGAGGAGGGUCCGGGAGAGCCCGGCCCGGGGCACGGAGGCCGCCGGACCCCGGAUCAGCCAGGACCUGGUAGGCGGGACCGUGGCCAUCGACACGCUGCCCGACAACGAGACCCGGAUCGUGGAAGACAACCACAGCUACUACGUGUCACGAGUUUACGGGCCCGGCGAGGCCAGGGCCAAGGAACUGUGGGUGGACGUCGCGGACGCCAACAGGAGCCAAGUCAAAGUGCAUGGGAUCCUGUCCAACACCCACCGCCAGGCUUCGAGAGUGGUCCUGUCCUUUGACUUCCCGUUCUACGGCCAUCAUCUUCGGCAGAUCACCAUAGCAACUGGAGGGUUCAUCUUCAUGGGGGACGUGAUUCACCGGAUGCUCACGGCAACGCAGUACGUAGCGCCUUUGAUGGCCAACUUCAACCCCAGCUACUCCCGCAACUCCACCGUCAAAUACUUUGACAACGGGACGGUGUUUGUGGUGCAGUGGGAUCGGGUCUUCCUGCAGGGGAAGGAGGACGCUGGCAGCUUCACCUUCCAGGCCGCCCUGCACAGUGAUGGCAGGAUUGUCUUUGGCUACAAAGAGAUCCCAAUAUCCGUCCUGGAGAUCAGCACCACCCAGCACCCGGUCAAAGCCGGCCUCUCCGACGCCUUCAUGAUUCUCAACCCGUCUCCUGAGGUGCCAGAGUCUCGCAGAAGGACGAUAUACGAGUACCAUCGAGUGGAGCUGGACACCAGCAAGGUGACGAGCACUUCGGCCGUGGAGUUCACACCAUUGCCAACCUGCCUUCAGCAUCAGAGCUGCGAAGUUUGUGUCUCCUCAGACUUGACCUUCAACUGCAGCUGGUGUAACGUCCUUCAGAGAUGUUCCAGUGGGUUUGACCGGUAUCGUGAGGAGUGGCUGACCUACGGCUGUGCCCAAGAGUCGGAGGGCCGGACCUGCGAGGAUUUCCACGGGGAAGACCACGACGCCUCGUCCCUCGAUGGCUCCGCCACCCCCUCCGACGGAGAGCUCACCACUUCGGCAUCAUCCCUCUUCAUCGAUAGCCUCACCACGGAGGAUGACACAAAGUUGACUCAGCACACAGGAGGAGAUGAACUGCAGAACAGCCUUCCUCCCAGGACAAAGAGAUCUCCGGUGCCCGCGGGGACAAUCGUCGGCAUUGUGCUGGCUGUCCUCCUCACCGCAGGCAUCAUCCUAGCGGGGAUUUACAUCAACGGCCACCCCACCUCCAACGCCGCCUUGUUUUUCAUCGAGCGCAGACCUCACCACUGGCCGGCCAUGAAAUUCCGCAAUCACACCAACCACACCACGUACACGGAGGUGGAGCCCUCGGGCCACGAGAAGGAGGGCUUCAUGGAAGCGGAGCAUUGUUGAGAGCGGACUCAGAACUUCACCUCCUCCCCAACUCCUGUGUCUCGGGGCUGGAUUCUUUCUCUUGUUCUGCGACAAACUCCCUGUUGACGAUGGGGAAAGAAACUGGCUAAAAUAAAAGAAGAUCCGGUGGGGUCCUGGAGAGAACUGGUCGGAGCUCGUCGGAGACGUGACUCCUUUACCCUGGCACGUGAAGACUGAUGAAUCACAGAAUCGGGGUCCGCAGUUUGGCUCCCCACAAUUGCCAGCUAUCAGAGCAAGAAAGAGAUGUAAUUUGUUUGAUUGUCUGUGAUUUGGAUAGCAGCUCAUGCUGCCCUUGUUUUGGG
Molecule: messenger RNA, 2060 nt
Organism: Ornithorhynchus anatinus (platypus)
Lineage: Eukaryota; Metazoa; Chordata; Mammalia; Monotremata; Ornithorhynchidae
Gene: PLXDC1
Product: plexin domain containing 1
Exons: 15
Coding region: 1-1737 (578 amino acids)
Source: RefSeq, a predicted model, not a curated record